GCUGGGAGGAGCGGCGCUGGCGAGCGGUGCGUCGGCCUCUACGGUUCGACUAGAAACGCGGUCUCUUCAGAGCCGGGACUUCCGGCGGAAAAAGAAGGCGGUUCCGAGUCCAGGCAGAAGGUUCCCACCGAGUCGGAAACCGUGUUGGGGCUGCCCCGAGAGGACCCACUUGGCACAAUGGAUGAUGGCCUCUGAACAGAUGCCAAGGAAGGAUUGGUACAGCAUUCUGGGGGCAGAUCCCUCUGAAAACGUGUCAGACCUCAGGCAAAAAUAUCAAAAGCUUGUAUUAAAGUAUCAUCCAGAUAAACAGAAUACAGAUGUUCCAGCAGGAACAGUGGAGGAAUGCUUACAGAAGUUCAUCGAAGUUGAUCAGGCAUGGAAGGUUCUAGGGAAUGAAGAGACAAAGACAGAGUAUGACCUGCAGCGCUGUGAAGAUGACCUAAGAAAUAUGGGACCAGUAGACGCCCAAGUUUAUCUUGAAGAAAUGUCUUGGAAUGAAGAUGAUCAUUCUUUUUCUCUGAGUUGCCGAUGUGGUGGAAAAUACUGUGUUUCCAAGGAUGAAGCGGAACAAGUUAACUUGAUUUCUUGUGAUACAUGUUCACUAAUCGUAGAACUCCUUCAUCAUAGCUAAAAUUAUUUGCAUUUUAGAAUUCUUUGAUUGUAUAUUCAGAAAGGUUCACUCAAGGAAAUAGAUUCUUUUGUUGUUAGGUCUAUUUUUGCAAAGACAAUUUAAGAUUGUGAAGCCGAUGCCAACUUAAAUUAAUAAAAAUUAAUUUACCAAUGUA
Ochotona princeps (American pika) is the source of this 785-nucleotide messenger RNA. It is a transcript of the gene DNAJC24, whose product is annotated as DnaJ heat shock protein family (Hsp40) member C24. The coding region runs from base 182 to 631 and encodes 149 amino acids. The transcript has 5 exons. The record is from RefSeq and is a predicted model, not a curated record. Lineage: Eukaryota; Metazoa; Chordata; Mammalia; Lagomorpha; Ochotonidae. Gene Ontology annotation, biological process: positive regulation of ATP-dependent activity. Gene Ontology annotation, molecular function: ATPase activator activity; ferrous iron binding.